AUGAAGUUCUCGUCUUCCAUCGUCUCUUGUUUCCUGGUAGCAGGCGGACUUGCCGCUCCUCAAAUCACAUCAGAGGCUCUCGCAUCACGUCAAGUCACCGAAGAAGGGAUCGCAGAGCUCUGCAAGAGCCCAGCUCCUAUAUACGUCCCUGCUCUUGCUGCGGCCUGCAAGAAGGGAGGACACCUCACCUCCCGUCAGUUUACCGAAGAAGGAAUAGAGGAGCUCUGCAAGUCCGAGGUUCCCAAAUACGUCCCCGGCCUUGCUAAAGCCUGUCAAGAUGAAGGGCAUCUCGACUCCCGUCAGAUGAUUGAGGAGGGGAUCGAAGAGCUUUGCAUGUCCGAGGCCCCGAAAUACAUUCCCAGCCUUGCCCAAGCAUGCAAGGACCAGGACCGCCUCGACGGUCUCAGCGCUCGCCAGGUGGCGGAGGAAGGCAUCGAGGAGCUUUGCAAGACCGAAGCUCCCCAAUAUAUUCCCGCUCUCGCUGAAGCCUGCCAAGAGGCGGGACACCUUGAGUCUCGUCAAAAUGACGAGCAGCUUUGCAAAUCCGAUUCUCCAAGGCAAAUGCCUGCUCUUUACAACUACUGCAAGAAGAAGGGUUACUAG
This is a messenger RNA of Clonostachys rhizophaga, 603 nucleotides long. The record is from the annotation of a GenBank genome assembly. Lineage: Eukaryota; Fungi; Ascomycota; Sordariomycetes; Hypocreales; Bionectriaceae.